UCAGGCCGUGCGGUGGGUGACUGUUACUAUCGUGAAUGCUAUGCGAGGUGGAAACGUUGGUUGUUGGGUGAGAGCGGGCGUAUAGUGAGCGCAAGCGAGAGCUUAUCAGGAUUCGAAUUGCGCGCAUGUUUGGCAGCGUAUGGUCUUAGUCUGCUUGAGGAGUGGCGCAAGACGGUUUUCGAGGACUGUCGUGGUGACCUGUAUCGGCGAUUGUGCGUAGUGUGUUGCAUCCCCACUGAGAUUUGCGCACAUGUGCUACACGAAUGUUUCGGCCAGCGAAAUCCAGUUCAAUUAGAGUCGAUGUUGAAUUGUGAGUUCGGUCUGGGCUUCAUUACCCGCGAUCGAGGUGGCGCAGCGGAAGAGAAGGCGGGCAUUAUCGAAUUCCGCUGCUUAUCUAAUGACCGCACACCUGGGCGUAUGGUCGACUUGAUGACGCUCAAAUCGAUAUUUAGCCGGCAGUUACCGCGAAUGCCGAGGGAAUAUAUAACGCGUCUUACCUUCGAUCGGCAGCACUAUAGCUUCUGUCUGGUCAAGGGAGGACGCGUCAUAGGUGGCGUCUGUUUCAGACCUUUCUUCCAGUCGCGGUUCGUUGAAAUCGUCUUUCUGGCUAUCACCAGCACGGAACAGGUCAAGGGCUACGGUACGCGACUUAUGAACCACCUCAAGGAGUACCUGCGACAUCGCAGCUUCGAGUACUUCCUCACCUACGCCGACAACUUCGCGCUAGGCUACUUCCGCAAACAGGGCUUCUCCACCACCAUUACCAUGAGCAAAGACCGCUGGGUUGGCUUCAUCAAGGACUACGACGGCGGCACUCUCAUGGAGUGCGUGAUCAACCCCAAUAUAAACUACCUCUCCCUCGGAGACGCCUUCGUGAACCAGCGGAAAAUGGUUUUGAAAACCAUGCGUCUUGUUAGCACCCCCAAAAUUUAUAGCGGAGCCUCUUUAUGGGAAGACGUCAGCAAACUACCCGAACAUGUCGACCCCUCCACCAUUCCGGGCUUCCUCGAAAACGGCUGGGCCAACUACGAGAAAAAUACCAAACAAAGGGCCGCUCUCCCUCUGAACGAACAGAUUCUCAAGUUCAUCGAGCAAAUGAGCAAGCAUGAAUCAUCCUGGCCGUUCCAAAAACCUGUCAGUAAACAAAUAGCUCCGGACUAUAAAGACUACAUCAAACACCCUAUGGACAUUAGCCUCAUGAGAAAAAAUGCCAAGAGCAAAGUAUAUAAAUCCAAGGAUGAAUUCGGCGCCCACCUAAAGCUGAUGUUCGACAAUUGCCGCUAUUAUAACGGUGAAGGAUCUACCUACUACCGUCUAGCAAAUGAAUUAGAAACAGCUAUAGCUCCCGCGUUCGAAGAACUAAUCGACGAUUGA
Molecule: messenger RNA, 1374 nt
Organism: Gregarina niphandrodes
Lineage: Eukaryota; Apicomplexa; Conoidasida; Eugregarinorida; Gregarinidae
Product: putative histone acetyltransferase GCN5
Exons: 4
Biological process (GO): chromatin remodeling; positive regulation of transcription by RNA polymerase II
Cellular component (GO): histone acetyltransferase complex
Molecular function (GO): protein binding; histone H3 acetyltransferase activity
Source: RefSeq, a predicted model, not a curated record